CUGAAAAGACUCUGCUCUGGAGUUGCAGGUGGAGAACAGAGGCCAUUUAAUUUAAUCCAUUCACUUUAAGUGGCUUUUUAAGUCUCUCUGCACUCCUUAGAGGGGAAACCUGUCCAACUCUUCAGAGUCUUUUGGAAUGCUUGGGCACUUUUGCCGUUGCAGAUAUUGUGACCCCUGGUUUCUAUCACCACCAGUAAAGAAGAAAAUGAAGUUUGAGAACAUUCUGGCUGAGACAGAUGGGUUUGGACGCUACCAGAUUGCCAUAGUCGCUCUGCUGGUGUUUCCCCGCAUCACCCUCCCGGGUCACUUCCUGAUGCAUAACUUUAUUGCCGCCAUCCCGUCCCACCACUGUGACAUCAGCUCUUUGGACGGCGAUGGUGUUUUUGAGAAUCUGACUCGGCAGCAGAGACUGACUGUCAGUAUUCCACAACAUGAAGAUGGAACCUUUGAUUCCUGUCACAUGUUCUCAGAACCUCAGUUCCACCUGCUAGAGAACUCGUCUAACACCACAGAACUUCCUGUGGUCCAGUGCCAGAAUGGAUGGCAGUAUGAUCACAGCACUUUUAAAUCAACUUUGGCAACCCAGUUUGAUCUGGUUUGUGAUACAAAGGGACUAAACAAAGCCUCGGCCACCAUAUUCUUCAUUGGUGUCAUGUUUGGAGCCGUAUUCUUUGGCAUCCUUACUGACAAGUAUGGCCGCAAGAACAUGCUGCUGGUCUCCUAUGUCUCAUCGAUAGUCUUCAGUGUGGCCAGUGCCUUCUCUACUAGCUUUGUGAUGUUUGCACCAUUUCGCUUUAUGACUGGAUUCAGCCUGGCUGGAAUCAGCAUAAUAUCCAUCGUCCUCAGUAUUGAAUGGGUGGACAUUGAGCACCGCACGUUUAUUGGUGUGAUGGGUAGUAUGUUCUGGUCAGUAGGCAACAUGCUGCUGGCUGGCAUUGCUUACCUGGUCACUGACUGGAGAAUGCUGAUCAUUACAGUCACCACUCCGCUUUUGCUCGCUACUGCCAUCUGGUGGUGGAUCCCUGAGUCUGCACGGUGGCUGAUAGUGAGUGGACAGACAGACAGAGCGUAUUCAUCCCUGAAGAAGUGUGCCAGCAUUAAUGGCAGAAGAGAUUUCACAUCCAAAAUCAAACUAGAGACUCUCUCCACUGUUGCGGAAACAGAUACGCAGGGUCGCAUUUACACCUACCUAGAUCUUGUCAAAACCCCACGCUUAAGGAGACUGACCCUCUUGACUGGCUUUGUGUGGUACGGUGUGGCCUCCACAUACUAUGGCAUCAGUUUAAACAUCACAGGCUUCGGCCUGAACCUCUACCUGACCAAUUUAAUCUACGCCGCCAUAGAGGUCCCUGCGAAGAUCUCAGUCUAUAUCAGCCUGAAGAAGAUUGGACGAAGGCCCACCCAAGUGGGCACACUUCUACUUACUGGAAUCUGCAUCAUCAUCAACAUCGUCGUGCCUAAAGAUUACUGGACGUCCCGCACUGUUGUAGCAGUGCUGGGUAAAGGACUGUCCGAAGCUUCCUUCACCACAAUAUUCCUCUACACCACAGAGCUCUACCCUACAGUCUUACGACAGAACGGAAUAGGCUACAACAGCUUUUUGGCUCGACUGGGUGCCUCCAUCUCACCUCUUAUUAUGUUAUUGGAGGACGUGUGGCUCCUCCUUCCUCAGAUGAUCUUUGGUAUGAUGGCUAUUAUCUCUGGCCUGGUGGCCUGUCUUCUUCAGGAAACUAACAACACUCGACUGCCUGAGACCAUAGAGGACAUCGAGCAGACAAGAAAGAGAUCCCUCUGCAUCACCUCACAGGAGCAGAGUGAAAUCCCACUGAAAACAGCAGUGCCUGCAGACAAAGCGCCAUAAUUUCAUUUUUCUAAUGACAACCUUAUUAAAAACUGGCAUUACUAACUCAUGCUCUUCUUCAAUUACUUUAUAAGGUGACAAUAUACAGAACCAAUGAAAAAUGUUUCUGCAGUCAAUUAUAUAUGAAAAAUAAUUUGCACUAGUUCAGUGAAGACUGAUUGUUGGUGCAAUAUGAGGUGCCAUACAAUAAGAACAUAUUUUAUAUAAUUUACAGUUCAUCUGUGGUUUUCUUGCAGUACACCAGAGUGUAAUAUGAACCAGGUUGUUUAGCAACCGAAAUGAUGACAUGCAGAAUAACAUUGUUUAAGAAAUGAACGCAAAAAACUGGACAAACUACAACAUUUUUCUUCAGUUUAUCUCAUCUACAAGUUCAAAUAAGCCAAAGGACGAAAAAUGACGUGUAUGUGAUAACUCUUAAUAGAGAUUUUAAAUGGGAUAAUUUGGUGAAACCAGCUCCUGAAACGCCUCCAUAAAAUAUGCUGAUGAGGUGGAUCAGGUGUGUUGGGGCAGAUCCUGUGGAGGGGGGCUUGACCACUGAUGAACAGGGUAAAGGAGGGAUAACUAAUGCAGAGAAAUCUGUAAUUGUAGAACUAUAAAGUGCACCUAUAUGAUAAGUGGGAGUGAUACAUAGUUUACUAAGUUAUAACACCCUUUGGCAGAUACUUGCAGAAGCUUUUUUACCCAGCCAGGAGUCUUUUUAUUCUUGUUUUAGACAUUUUCAUCCACUUUUUCUUGACUGAUUGUGUCACAUUUGCUUCAAGAAUUUGCUGAUAUUUAGUGGAAUCCAUUCUUCCAUUUACUCGUGCAGUGUUUCCUGAGCCCUGGCUACCACACA
Molecule: messenger RNA, 2696 nt
Organism: Colossoma macropomum (tambaqui)
Lineage: Eukaryota; Metazoa; Chordata; Actinopteri; Characiformes; Serrasalmidae
Gene: slc22a7b.1
Product: solute carrier family 22 member 7b, tandem duplicate 1
Exons: 12
Coding region: 137-1861 (574 amino acids)
Biological process (GO): transmembrane transport
Cellular component (GO): membrane
Molecular function (GO): transmembrane transporter activity
Source: RefSeq, a predicted model, not a curated record